AUGGCCCACCAAAAAUACCCUCUCAGUAAAUACACUCUAAUAACCAAAUAUAAUAUCAUAGCAGAAAUCAUUGCUCUCUCCCAUGCUGCCCAAUAUCCUGCAGAGAGUAGUCGAGCUGCUGCUUCAAGACCAAGAGUUGAAGCUGUCCAGGAUUCUGUUGCGCCCAUACAACCAUUGUCAAUUGAUCUCUCCUUCACAGAACAAUAUACUGCAGAGAGCAACAGAGAUCUAACUGCCGCUUUUGAGGCUUUGCAAGUUUCUGAUGUUGAGAGAGUCUUGGAUUUGACUACCACCACUGCCACUGCCACUGUUAUUCCCUGCUGUUCCAGCUGUAAUAGAAUUGGUCACCAAUGGAGCAACAACUUGCAGUGUCCUAACAACCAAAGGAACCGCAAUUUUGUCCCUGGCCAGUUAACUACUACUCACAACAUGGCCUGGCAUACUACCACCCCACUACCUCCAGCUGGCCAAACUUUCUUUGACAAGAUCAGAUGGUACAACAGCACCAUAAGUUUCACUUCCAUGGGAGCCAACAUCAAUCAGUCUGUUGCCAACAACAUUGGUGGUGCGUACAACUACCGGAUCCAUGAGACCGUCUGCCACAAGAUUGUAUCAGUCAUUCCAACAACCCAGGCUCAGAUGGACCAACCCAAGUUUGCCCAGAUCUAUAUCUUUGAUCCAGCUUCUCAGGUCGAACAUAGACAGCGCAAUGCCCCAGACUUGGACAGGAUAAUCUUGGAAAAGAUCCAGGCCGUUCUCAUGGAGGUCAAUCCAUUUGUUUCUCUCUUCCGCUCUAUAGAACAAGUUGCAUGUAAGAAUGAUGGAACGGCCAAUCUCAUCAUUUGCUUGAAGGCUGAUGGACCACAGGACCAGCAAUGUUACAAUGCUCCCACCACCGAGGAAGUGGCAGUAUUGAUCAGAGACAACGAAACUGGCAGCUCAAGGGACAUUAUUCUCCACACCCAUGCAAAUGGCCUCCAAAGGAUUAAUGAGUAUAAUUGCUUCUAUGAUGCUCUGCAGUAUGUCUUGCUCUUUCCUUUGGGUGAUUAUGACUGGACCAUUGUGUCAUAUUCUGCAACCAGAGAAAAAGUGUCUGUCAUGGACUGGUACGCUAACCGUCUCAUGUACCGUCCCAACUCCAUGCACCUCCUCCACCAAUUUGGCCGGCUCUUUCAACAGUAUAUUGUUGAUAUGUAUACCAAGGUUGAGCACAACUGCCUGGACUUUCUUACCCAAAACCAGAAGAAACUUCGUUCCAAGCUCUACUGGGGCAUUCAGGAUGCACUCCACCUCACUGACAAUAAUUUGGCAAAUCUUGGUCAGCAACAAGCAGUAUACCGUGUUGUCAAAGAAGCAGUUGAAGCAAGCCCUACAACCCCAAGAUUAUAUUUUGUUGAUGGACUAGGUGGCACUGGAAAGACCUUUUUAUUCAAUGCCAUGCUCAGAAAAGUCUGUCAACAAGGCAAGAUUGCUCUUGUGGUAGCUAGCAGUAGAAUUGCAGCUCUGCCUUUGGAUGUCUGGCUUGCCUUUGCCAUGACUAUCAACAAGUCCCAAGGCUGGACCCUUGACAAAGUUAAUCUGUACCUUCCCGACUAUGUCUUUGGUCACAGGCAGUUGUAUGUUGCUCUCUCCAGGGUCCAAACUCUAAACUCAGUAAAAAUUAUGGUUGAUAUGGACAGUAUUUCUACUGAAGCAAUCAGCAAUGUCUAUAUAAACAAUGUUGUUUAUAAUGAAGUGCUUUCUAGAAAUUAA
Messenger RNA from Phycomyces blakesleeanus NRRL 1555(-), 1752 nucleotides. RefSeq lists its product as hypothetical. Gene Ontology annotation, molecular function: DNA helicase activity. The coding region runs from base 1 to 1752 and encodes 583 amino acids. Gene Ontology annotation, biological process: telomere maintenance; DNA repair. NCBI's taxonomy places the organism in Eukaryota, Fungi, Mucoromycota, Mucoromycetes, Mucorales, Phycomycetaceae. The transcript is spliced from 6 exons. The record is from RefSeq and is a predicted model, not a curated record.